AUUUACACAAUCAGCCAUGUCAAAAAUUAGCAUUUUAAAUGAAAACAAUGAAUCAAUUGUUGGUAUUCUUGAAGAGAAAUUAGAGAUUGAUGCUGGUCGUCCUAAGCCUCGCAUUGUUUUUAUUGUUCAUGGCAUUUUAGGUUUUUAUGCCAAAAUUCAUUUGAAAUGCUACAAUGCUGACUUAUAUGUAUUAUACAUGUAUAGGUCAUAAAGACUAUCUUUUUCAUAGACUUUUAGCGCAAACAUUACCUUAUACAUCAUUUAGAUUUGAUUUUAGAGGCAAUGGAGAAAGUGAAGGAUCUCCUGGUUAUUGCAAUAUUCUGGAAGAUGCAGAUGAUAUUCAUACAGUAGCUAAAUAUUUUGAAAAUCUCGGAUAUGAAAUUUAUGCAGUAAUUGGUCAUUCAAGAGGCGCAUUAUCUAGUUUUAAAUAUGCUACUACAUGUGAAAAACCAUUACCUAUUAUGGUGAAUAUUUCUGGUAGAUUUAAGAUGAAUGAUAAUCAACUUAAUACAAGUAGACCUGAAAUUGGAAAAGCAUUGAGAGAACAUGGUUAUUUUGAUUGGCAUGUUAAACAAAGAGAUCGUAUUGCUACUGUUAAAGUGACUCAAGAAGAAGUGGAUAAAUUUCAUAAUUAUUCCAAUGAUUUUGUUUCAAGAAUGCCAUUGUCAACUUGUGUAUUGACAGUUCACGGUUUAAAAGAUAAUAUAGUGCCUCCUUACAAUGCCGCUAUGUUUGCAAAUAAGAUUUCCAAUCAUACUCUAGUAUUAAUUCCAGAUGCUGAUCAUAACUUUAAAGGAAAAUUUGAACAAGUAACAAAGGCAAUAGUUGAUUUCUUUGCAAAACAUGAAUCUAGUGAUUAUUUAAAAGCGAUCGCAAUGGGUCAAGGAACAGGUCUUGUUCUUCCUCGAUGGAUUGACGUAGAGGGCGUACGAAAUUUUCGUGAUAUUGGUGGCUGGCCAUUAAAGGAUGGCAGUGGUUAUAUUCGUGAAAGAACUAUUUUCCGCUCAGGACAUUUAUCAAAGAUAGCUCCUGAAGGUAUUGCCAGAUUAAAAGUAUUGAAUGUCAAAGCUAUUUUUGAUUUUAGAUUAGAUCAUGAAGUUAAAAGAGAUGGUGCCCUUCAAGAAAUUCCUGGUAUAACAAGGUUUGGCUAUAAUUUGUAUGAAAAUGUAGUAAAAUCUACUGCUGAUUAUUAUAAGGCCUUAAUGGUUUUCCUUAAUGGUGAAAAAGGCUUCGCUGAAGGCUAUAUGUUUAUUUUGGAACAUGGCAGUAAAUUAAUUGGAGAUGUAUUUCGUUAUAUGAUUAAAGAGUUAUCAAUUUAUGAUCGCUCUGCUAUGGUCAUUCAUUGUGCGGCUGGAAAGGAUCGUACAGGUGUAUUUGUUAUGGUACUUCUUGGGCUUUGUGGUGUUGAUGAUGAGAUUAUUGCACGAGAAUACGAAUUAUCCAACAUUGGCUAUUUUGACUAUGAAAAGGAUUUAGAAAAGAGAGCUAAGCAAUUGAAUGUCUCAGUUGAAACUAUGCGUGCUGCUUUAUCUGCAUCGUAUGGUGGAAUGAAAUUAACAAUAAGUCACUUAAAGCAAAAAUAUGGUUCAUUUGAGAAUUAUGUGCGUGAAGGAUGCGGUUUAAAUAGUGACGAAAUCAAUUAUAUUCGCAACUUAAUGAUUGUCCCUAUUCGAUUUGAAGAACGUCAAUUAUAUAGACAUAAAAUCUAAAAAAAAGGGGGGGGGGCGCGGGGAGAAGUGAGACUUUAUUAACAAUUUUGAUAUUUGGUUGAAGAAUGUAUAACUUAAAGGAUCUCCGCUAUAUGUGUGUCCCCUUCUUUUUUUCAAUACAUGAAGAGUUAUUAUAUAAGUAAAAGCCCCUUUUUCCCUUUUU
Messenger RNA from Cokeromyces recurvatus, 1872 nucleotides. Its product is annotated as protein-tyrosine phosphatase-like protein. The coding region runs from base 174 to 1709 and encodes 511 amino acids. Gene Ontology annotation, biological process: dephosphorylation. Gene Ontology annotation, molecular function: phosphoprotein phosphatase activity. The transcript is spliced from 11 exons. The record is from RefSeq and is a predicted model, not a curated record. NCBI's taxonomy places the organism in Eukaryota, Fungi, Mucoromycota, Mucoromycetes, Mucorales, Mucoraceae.